UUAAUCUACAACGGGAAUGACAUACAUCGGAUUAUAAAAACUGUUGUGUAUUUCAAUGUUUACGUCAGAUACAUCGACUUCUAACACUAUACUACAUCGAACCUUGAAACGUCUCAUCAGACUAAUCGACUUGUUCAAGCUUAGCUUCUUCUGUUUAAUAGAAAAUUCAUUCCUCGAUGUAUUAUAAUGGUUAUGACGUACAUAUAUGCUAGCGAUGAGAAAGAAAUUCGUACCACUGUCAUUCUACUGUUAAAUCAUUUUUUACUUUCUUUCAGUCUCAAAAAAGGAAUAGUUUCUUUCUUGUACAAAAUUCCCCACUUUAAUGGAUAUGAAUGUAACACGUUGACAACAUUGUUACAAUGUAACAAACAUCUCUUUCUAAGAAAAAUUCCACAUCAUUGAAUGAUUCGUGGCGACAAACGUGAUAGAGAAAUAUGUACUAUACAAAGUAUUAAAACAAGGAAGAAGGUUUAUUUAAGGAUUUUCAGUGAACGUACUGUAUAUCCAUAACUAGAAGUAUCACAAAAAUUGUCAAAUUAGUUGAACCUCGUUGAGACACCUUUGUAUAAAAGCCAGUGGGCAUAUUCGCUAUGAAGAAUGAGACAUUUCGUUACUAUCCCUGAUCGACAAGUGUCAGCAGAUCCGUAAAAUCGCAGAGACUCUCAGUGACCGGGUAGGAGUGGCGGAAGAGAACAAACAUCGGCGGGCCAAUCGUGAAGAAAGGGUGGUCCGGUGGAUGUUUGUCUUGUUGCUCCUCCGGAGGGAUGCUGGAAUCGCUGUAGAGAUAGGCAACGUGUACACGGUGCGGAGCCAAUCGCGCGCCACCACGGAAACAUCCAAAUGUUGCAGAAGAUUAGAGAGUGAUUUCUUUCAGCCGGCUGGCCACUCAGUCGUCUAUCAACAAUCGCCCUGAGACGCCAGAUAGUUAGCAAUUUAUUCGUUCCUCUCGCUGUUUAUUCGCAUAAUCAAAUUUGUAUCUUCAUCGUCGCACGAAAUUAAUAUCUUGUUACGGUUGAGUGAUCAAAAGACUAUGUUGCGUGGAAAGAGUAAAGGUAAAGAGGAGAACGAGGAGGAAGAAGGUGAGCUGAAGCAGAGGAGACCAAAGUGUGCUCGGUGUAGAAACCAUGGCUUGAUUUCUUGGUUGAGGGGACACAAAAGAGAAUGUCGUUACAGAGAGUGUCUUUGUCCAAAGUGUUCUCUGAUUGCUGAGAGGCAAAGAGUAAUGGCUGCUCAGGUCGCCCUUAAGAGGCAACAGGCAGCUGAGGACGCUAUUGCCCUAAAAAUGGCUAAAGUAGCGACUGGACAGAGAUUCAAUCGACUUCCUCCAGGGAAAAUAUUUGGCAUGGCAGUAACCGAACCAAAGUCAGUCGUAGACACUAACAAAGAAGAAGAUCCUCCUCCUAAAGAGGGCUUACAUAUUGAAGAUCCGAGGAAAGACAAUUCUCUGAACAACCAGUGUCAGGAUUCAUCAGCGAUCAACGAGAACCCGCCAAAGUACAAGAGCCUGGUAUUCAACGUGAACAAUUCAGAGGAAACAAAAGAGAGCAGCGUGUCGCAGACUUCAGUGGAAACAUUAGCUCGACUUUUUCCCAACACGAAGCUCUCGGUACUACAAUUGGUGUUGCAAAGAUGCGGCCAAGACCUCCUGAAAGCCAUCGAGUACUUUGCCAGUGAAAGUUUCGGGAUCAAUUCGACCACCUACGCAUCAGCGUUUCGACCACCUCAAACCAUCAACGAGACCAGGAGUAACGAACAUAUUGCAGGCACGAUGUUGGCUCCAAUAUAUUCUAGUCUGUCCAGGAACUUCUACGGAGAUGGUUACUGUUUGUUGAACAUCGUUCCCGAUCAGUUUCCCAAAAAUAUAGCAGAUACGACAGCUUGCAACACGUUACCCAUAAAGAACAGCGGACAACACGAGCAAGAGGGAGUAGCUCUAAAUGUUCAGUAUAACAAUUACUUCAAUUCUGGCGUACAGCAACAGCUGAGAGAUCAUAUGUAUGCUCAGGUUACGGAUCAUCUUUCACCGAGGCCUGGUUUUCUUCAUUUACCACCAGUAUUGCCGGGUAUCCCCUGCGUGCAACCUAAUUGCACUCAGUGCAGUUACAAAUUUCCCUAAGCAACUGGAGAAUUUUUAUUUGAUUAGAUAGAUUGAUUUCGUUUAUUUUAAUUAAAGAGCUUGUUUAGAUACCAUUCGAAUGAGAAAACACGACAAUUCACAUAGCCAAAAUUGUAUUUCAAACGGAUUUAAUGAUUUAUAACUCUGAUGCAGAUUUCUAGAUCUUAGAACAUCGUGUGCUCGCUGUUGAUAAGGCUGAUUAAUUACGGAUUUGAAAAUAUUAUCAGCUUAUCGUGUGUGAAACUCCACGUGAACUUAACGAGCGUUCGCGUGGCCUAUGGUGUUGCUAUCAGGGUAGGGGAAUUUCCGUGAUCGGCAGACCUUAAUCUUCAAAGUUCAGUGUGACCAGCCGGAUCAAGCGAAGCGUGUUUCUAGCAUGCAUCGCUUGUCCCAAUGGCAUACUCGUCUCUCUACCGAUUGACCUUUGAUCGUGAAGCGUGAAAUACAAUCUGUUACAGUAGUUCGUGAUGUUUUUUAAAGUU
Molecule: messenger RNA, 2598 nt
Organism: Bombus pascuorum
Lineage: Eukaryota; Metazoa; Arthropoda; Insecta; Hymenoptera; Apidae
Product: doublesex- and mab-3-related transcription factor A2-like
Exons: 4
Coding region: 1031-2116 (361 amino acids)
Biological process (GO): regulation of transcription by RNA polymerase II; sex differentiation
Cellular component (GO): nucleus
Molecular function (GO): RNA polymerase II cis-regulatory region sequence-specific DNA binding; DNA-binding transcription factor activity, RNA polymerase II-specific; protein binding
Source: RefSeq, a predicted model, not a curated record